Messenger RNA from Cicer arietinum (chickpea), 931 nucleotides. Its product is annotated as ubiquitin-conjugating enzyme E2-17 kDa-like. The record is from RefSeq and is a predicted model, not a curated record. Lineage: Eukaryota; Viridiplantae; Streptophyta; Magnoliopsida; Fabales; Fabaceae.
AAAUAAAAAAAGUAAUAAGAAAACGUUACGACGUUGAUCUUACGCUAUGAUUCAAUUCAAUACCAUUUCUUUCUGAUUUUCCAGAACUACAACAAAAAUCUCUUUCUCAAAUUUCCCUUUCAUCUUCAACCCUCUCUCUCUCUCUCUCUCUCUCUCUCACAAUUAUUCCUUCUUCCUCUACGGUUCUGACUCAGUUAUGGCGUCGAAACGUAUCUUGAAGGAGCUCAAGGAUUUGCAGAAGGACCCUCCUACGUCAUGCAGUGCAGGUCCUGUGGCCGAGGACAUGUUCCACUGGCAAGCCACAAUCAUGGGACCGGCUGAUAGCCCAUACACAGGUGGUGUUUUCCUAGUUUCAAUUCAUUUUCCUCCUGAUUAUCCCUUCAAGCCACCCAAGGUUGCUUUUAGGACUAAGGUAUUCCAUCCAAACAUCAACAGUAAUGGCAGUAUAUGUCUCGACAUUCUUAAGGAACAGUGGAGCCCGGCACUAACUAUUUCCAAGUGCAACUGCAAGCAUGUCAUACUGGCGAGGAACUGGAUUUUGUCCUUUGAGAAGGUGUGGGUGGGGACAUUGGGCAUGGAAAAUAAAAGCAUUGUCAUGCCCAUUAUCAAUUAUGACUUAUUUCAACUUACUCUUACCAAGAAAGAUAGGUGGCAAAAAAAAUUAAUAUCAGAAGAUGUUUCGGUUUAUGUGUAAGUUUUGAUUUUGGGUGGGUUUGAAUUUAUUUAUUAACAUAAAAGUAUUAAGAGCUUAAAAGAACAACUUAAGGCAUGUUUAAAAACUGAUUUUAGAUUUUUUUUAGAAUAUAAGUAACUUAUAAAUAGGUGUUUAAUUAAAAUAUUUAUCCAAAUUGGACCUUAAGCUUUCACAUCAUGUUUGUGUACCUUUAAUAAUGUUGGAAUCAUGCAUUCCCUAUUUAUAUAUAAUUUCCUA